UCAUAUUCAUCCACUCACCUGCCAAAUUUUCUGUUCUCUCUGCAUCUCUCGCUCUCUCUCUCUCACACACACACACUGGAAACUUGUCUGCAGCUCAGUUUCUAGAAUCACUUUUGCAGUUCUAACAGAAUUAAUCCGCAGAUUUUCUAUGAAUUGCAAUGGGAGUUUCACGUACUUCAAAGAAAGCGUUCGGUUCAUGGCUUCUUCUCCUAUUAUUGUAAAACAAUUUCAUUUGAUCACAUUUCCUCUCAUUUUCACAUUCUGAGUUCAUAUCCCACCACCAUUUUCAGAUCUUGGCCUCUUCUUGUUUUUCCAAGAAAACCCGUAAAGCUUCAAUCUUUAUCCCGACAAAAAGACUCCAAGAAUCACUGCUUUGAUAAAGAAUGAGGCACAGACAUAAACUCAUGCUAAUCAUAGGGCUCACCUCAGUAACAGUCCUAACAAUUCUUUUAUUCACAGUUUUUUGUUGUAGAAGAAGAAAAGCUGAACAUGGUUCCAGAGAUGUAGAAUCAGCGUUUGAGUGUAAAGAAGGAGAUGGGCGUGUUAACACUGAGGAUUUAAUCAAGUUUCAUGGGGGUGAAGAUCUAACUGUAGAGGAAAUUCUGGAUGCCCCUGGUGAAGUUAUAGGAAAAUCUAGCUAUGGGACUCUGUACAGGGCUAGUUUAGUAAAUUCAGAUUCACUUGCAUUGUUGAGAUUCUUGAGGCCUACUUGUACCUUGAGGAUAAAAGAGGUGGUGCCCAUUCUUGAGUUGCUCGGCUCUGUAAGGCAUCCAAAUUUGGUGCCUUUGUAUGCAUUUUAUGCAGGGCCUAGAGGGGAGAAGCUCAUGGUUCAUCCAUUUUAUGGACCUGGAAAUUUAGCUCAGUUCAUCAAAGAUGGUAAAGCUGAGGCCCAUAAAUGGCCUGUCAUAUAUAGGAUCUCCAUACGUAUUGCUAGAGGAGUUCGGCAUCUUCAUACAGCUUUUGAGAAGCCCAUAAUACAUGGAAACCUCAAGUCGAAGAAUAUAUUUUUGGAUCACCAUCUCAAUCCAUAUAUCUCAGAUUUUGGCUUAAAUCUUCUAUUGAAUCCAACCGCAGGGCAGCAAAUGCUUGAGUCGUCUGCCUCUCAGGGCUAUAGAGCCCCUGAGUUGAUGAAAAUGAAAGAUGCUAGCAAAGAGAGUGAUAUAUACAGCCUGGGGGUAAUCUUUCUUGAAUUACUGACUGGAAAGUUAGCGAUUGAUGAGAAUUCCACUCCAGAUCAAGAUUUUUGUUUGCCAAGUGCCCUCAGAAAUGCUGUUCUGGAUGACACGAUGGUGGAUUUGUAUCAUCCAGAUAUUCUUCUUGGCUUAAGCAAUGAUCAGAGAAUAGUCACUGAAGAUCGUGUUUUCAGAUUUUUCCAGCUCGCAAUGGCUUGUUGUUCUCCCACACGUCUCCUUCGGCCUCACAUAAAUCAAAUCCUUGAAAAGCUUCAAGGAAUUGGAAAGUAAGAACGGUGAUUAUGACGAAAAUUAGUGGGCCCACUCAUAAAAGUUUUAUCCAAGUGUCAUUGUUUCUACCGCUGUUUACAUGAUCAGAAAGUGACUUGGACUGAUUUUAGCAUGCGGGCUGCGGGAAGGAACACUUGUUACAGCAAAUCAAGAUUGGAAGAUUUGUCUAACUGACAUCAAAGUUGAGUAUCAAUGGCAACUGUUCUUAAAGAACGGUUAAUCUUGUAUCAAGUCAUCUGUAGAAAAAGAUAUCGUGAUCUUUCUCUUAGCACCCUCUCUGUUGUGCUUAGAAAUGAUCGUUUUAUUUGACAAACGAGAGAAGAAUGAAACAAGGUCCAAAUUACAUGGAAAUGGGAUUCUUACCAGGAUCUUAAAGUAGUAAUUGUGCUGGUUUUAGAAUGAUUGCACGGAAAAAAAACAG
Messenger RNA from Sesamum indicum (sesame), 1884 nucleotides. RefSeq names its product putative kinase-like protein TMKL1. Gene Ontology annotation, molecular function: ATP binding; protein kinase activity. The record is from RefSeq and is a predicted model, not a curated record. Gene Ontology annotation, biological process: protein phosphorylation. Lineage: Eukaryota; Viridiplantae; Streptophyta; Magnoliopsida; Lamiales; Pedaliaceae.